Messenger RNA from Galdieria sulphuraria, 755 nucleotides. Its product is annotated as nucleoside-diphosphate kinase. Lineage: Eukaryota; Rhodophyta; Bangiophyceae; Galdieriales; Galdieriaceae. The transcript has 3 exons. Gene Ontology annotation, biological process: GTP biosynthetic process; UTP biosynthetic process; CTP biosynthetic process. Bases 66 to 692 code for a protein of 208 amino acids. Gene Ontology annotation, molecular function: nucleoside diphosphate kinase activity. The record is from RefSeq and is a predicted model, not a curated record.
GUCUUUGUGUCUUUUCAAUAAUCGUCUCUUGAAUCUUAUAUCCUAAUUGAAGAAGAAGAAGAAGGAUGAUGAUCACAUUCUUGCAGCCUUGUGUUCUCAAGUCCAAUAAUACUGUCAGUCGACAACAACUUAGUCGGAUAGAAAAGAGAAAUCACAAAUUAUGUUGUUUGCCUCGUUGCUAUAAUACAAGGUCACGAUCCUCCUAUUUUCCAAGUUGGGUUAUGCACUGCACGGAAAGAACUUUUGUGGCUAUCAAACCAGAUGGUGUCCACCGUGGUCUGAUUGGACGAACUAUUGCUAGAUUGGAAGAUAAAGGAUAUUCACUUGUUGCCUUGAAGUUGCUUAAACCUUCUAGAACGUUGGCAGAGAGUCAUUAUGAAUCCCUUCGGUCGAAGCCUUUUUUUGGUGACUUGGUAAGUUUUAUAACCAGUGGUCCUGUUUGUGCUAUGGUUUGGGAAGGAAAGGAUGUUAUUGGUCAAGUUCGAAAGUUGAUUGGAAAUACCGAUCCUUUGACUUGUGCACCUGGAACGAUUCGUGGAGACUUUGGUAUUGAUAUAGGUCGAAAUAUUAUUCAUGGAAGUGAUAGUAUCUCCAGUGCCGAAAGAGAAAUACAAUUGUGGUUUCAUUCGGAAGAACUGGUAGAUUGGAAUCCUAGUUUACAUGAAUGGGUAUAUGAAAAAGUAUUCAACUAGUCAAGAAAACUCAAUAACAUAUCGCAUUUGUUUCGAAGUACUUUUAAAGCUCUUAGAAAUAAC